AUGGUGUCGGAGCACCGGCACCUUUGGAGCGACUCUAUGCAAAGGGAGAUUUAUGGCUUGUUGGAAGCGGGGACUUUUACUCCAGGCGAACUAGCAAUUAAUUCGAGUAGUCUAGUGGAGAACGCAAUUAACGCUAAGUGGGUAUUCGAUUGGAAGGCAGAUGAGUUUGGAUUGCCUACUAAGGUUAAGUCGAGACUUGUAGCGAGAGAUGACAUUUCUGCUGUGGGAGAGAGGGAGACUUGUGACAAGUUUGGUGCCGACCUUAACAAGUCCGUGCCAGUGAAGAACCUGGGAGAGUUGAGAUGGUAUUCUGGGUGCUUUUACGAGAGGAACAAGGAGACCGGUAGGUUGACGAUUUCUCAGCAGACUUUCACGGAUGAGCUAGCAGCAGGAUAUGGAGUCGUGGGAGGUAAGAGCGUUCCGAUGUCUUCGGGAGUGAAGCUUUCUGAUUUUGAUGCGGAUGAGGUGGCGACAGAGUUUCCGUUUCGUGAGCUGGUAGGAUCGUUGAUGUGGCUGGCGACUCAGACUAGACCAGACAUUGCGAAUGCAGUAAGGGCAGUAGCUAGGUAUUGCGCAUCUCCGACGUUGGUACACUGGAAUGCAGCGAUGGGCAUUUUAGGCUUUGCAAGGAGGACGAGUCACUUUGGUACUUCGUUUCAGAGAGGUACGGUAGAGGGAUUCAGCUUGCAGGGGUACGCUGAUGCGGACUUUGCAAGCAAGGCAGCAGACCGUAGGUCGGUAUCAGGGGGGAUCGUGACGUGUGGAGGAGGCGCUGUGUCUUGGUUUUCCAGAACGCAAAAGUGCGUCACGCUUUCGACGACAGAAGCAGAGUACGUCGCGCUAGGCGACGUAGUGAAGGAGAUUUUGUUUUUGAGGCAGAUUUGGCGUUUCAUGUUGCCGCAGGUCGGCAUGCCGUGCAUCCCCGUCUUCGAGGACAACCAGGGGGCGAUUCAACUAGCGCAGAACCCCAUCUCAAACUGGAACUCGAAGCACAUAAAUGUAAGGCACCAUUUUCUCAGGGAACUGGUAGAGAGGAAGGAAAUUUCGGUCAUCCACGUGCCGUCGCCGUACCAGCGUGGAGACUUUCUUACGAAGAGUUUGUCGAAGGAUGCUUUGGAGUCUCACCGUGAUUUUGUGAUGAAUUUGGCAUGA
Messenger RNA from Ectocarpus sp. CCAP 1310/34, 1152 nucleotides. NCBI's taxonomy places the organism in Eukaryota, Phaeophyceae, Ectocarpales, Ectocarpaceae. The record is from the annotation of a GenBank genome assembly.